UUCUAUACUUUGUCUAUGAGGGUAUUAGAAAAACUGAAUUCUAGCUAUGCAUGUUGAUGGAAAAUGGCCUAAAUGCAAUGGGUUCUAAGGCUUUAAAGCAGGAUUGGGCUCAUUCAUUCAAAACAUGUGCAUAAAGAUUACCGUUCACUGGAAAGUCAUCUAUCUGCCAAGCUUAGAACAGAGAAAGAGGGCUAUGAGUUAUGUAAAAGAGUUGUGUCUAAUUAGGGAACAUACAUACAGUGCAUUCAUAUUUGAAAACGCAACAUGUUCUGGAAGUGAUUAAGAGCAUUAGCUAGUGCCUUAAAAAAAACUGCAUACAGCAUGCCCAAAAAGACUUUUCUCAAGGGAAAUUUUGCAAUAUAUAUUGUUGGGCAGUGACUUAAAGAUAGCUUACCAAGAAUUUGUUCUUUCCCCUACAUGACAUCUGGAAUAGCCCCAAAUGCUUCCCAGGAGAGGUAGUGGAUUUACUUCUAUUUCUAAAGAGGAUCAUAACUUUCCAAAGAUUCAUGAAAGCAUAUGAGAUUUAUAAUAUUUAUUCUCAGCCAUAUAUGAGACUGCCAGUACAUAUGAAGAUUAAAUAACUUCUCUGGAGUCACUCGGGUUUUAAACUUGAAUCCAAGCAGUUUGAGUCCAAACACAUGCUUUUAAUCAGGACACAGUCCUGCUUAUAUAAAAUAAAAUAUUACAGUCCUUCUCUGGCAAGCACAAUGCUUCCUUCAUAUAUCUUAAGUCUAGAAUUGGCCUUGCUACUUGGCUUAAACUCGUUAGAUUAUUAGUUUAGGAAUGCAGAUUGCUUACAGAGUCCGACUAGAUGGUAAACAUUUUCUCUUCUGUUCACAUCACACAAAGCUGUGGUUUCCCCCGUAGACGUUUUCCUUUGUUUUCUCAAAUACUUGAGGGACACAGCACCGUUAUGAGAACAGACGUGUCACCUGUACCAAAGCCAAAGGCGUCUUAGAAUAAUCACUUUCAGUUGGAAUCAGAGUCUUUGAGAAUGUACAUUGGAUAUGAGAAAGGGCUUUGUCCGGGUCUUCAGUGCAGAAUACUGUGGCAGGCAAUCAUGUGAAUGGAAGGAGGGAGCUGCUGAUUUGGGAUUAAGGCACUCUCAUACAGGCAAAGGGGAGUAGGGGGAGGGCAGAUGUGGGGUGGGGAGUUGGUGGAGGGGUAAUCAGGAAAUGGGAUAUCAUUUGAGAUGUAAAUGAAUGGAAUGAUUAUUAAAAAAAAAAAAAAAGCUUAGGUAAGGACCUGAUGCAUACUUAAAGGACAGCAGUGUUACUAACCCAGUGAGGUUGUCCUGAUUCUUUUUCUCUAGGUGUUCUGGUUUUUAAUGUUAGUUUUUGCUAGUCAGUAAGAUAUGAGGUGAGCUAUAUUGAAUAUUUUUGUAGACUAAUUACUCCUCAAAUAUAUUAAAAGCUACAAGUUUCCAACCUCUGGUUUUUAUAGAUCAGGGGUGGGCAUGGAUAUGACCAGUCCAGGGAAGGGUACAGUUCUUGCAGAGAAUGGAACCUUGAGGAAAUGGGGGAAGGGAGACUAGGAGGUGAGUCAAGUGGAAAGGAAGGAGGAUGGGGUUGAGCAGUAGUUACGAGGAGACUAUAAACAAAGUCAAGACAUGGACAGGUGAGCUCUCCCCCACCAGCAGUACUGUAAUUCAGAAUGUCUUUACCCGUUUGGUAGCACCCUACAGCCUAGGGUGGAGGUGAGAGGUGAGUUGGAACAGAGGCCCAGGAGCCUGCUUCAAGUGGGAGAAGGUCAGCAGGACUUGACUGACUGACCUUAAUAAAAGUCACCAAGAAAGUUGCGGUAACCGGGUGUACCAGGCACAUGAAAAUAAGAGACAGCAUCUACAAUGCUCAGAGUCGGAACAGGGAGGAUCAUGCAUGAGCUCUGGACUCUUCUAAAGAAUAAGUGACUAGAUCUAGUUGUGCACCAACAGGUACUAGAUCAUCUUGGUUUUAUUAGUACAAAGCGUUGGUAUGCCAUGUAAUUCCAGUACUCAAAGGGCUGACACAGGAGGUGUUUUGCAAGUCUGAAGCAAGCCCGGGCUACAUAAUGAUUUCAGUGUCACCCUAGGAGACACAGAGAAAUCCUGUCUCAAAAAAAGGAACAUUGAGCCUUUCUCUCAGGCCCGUGGCACUGGCAAGAUGGGCAAGUGUCGUGGUCUCCAUACUGCCUGGAAGCUCUGCAGUCACCGACGGGACCAGAAGUGGCAUGCUAAACAGUACAAGAAAGCUCACUUGGGCACAGCCUUGAAGGCCAAUCCGUUUGGGGGUGCCUCUCAUACAAAGAGAAUUGUGCUGGAAAAAGUAGGGGUUGAAGCCAAAAAGUCAAAUUCUGCUAUCAGAAAGUGUGUCAGAGUGCAGCUCAUUAAGAACAGCAAGAAGAUCACAGCACUCGGGCCCAGUGAGGGAUGCUUGAACUUCAGUGAGGAAAAUGAUGAAGUUCUGGUUGCUGGAUUUAGUGGGAAAGGCCCUACUGUGGGUGCUAUUCCUGGAGUCUGCUUUAAGGUUGUUAGUUAGCCAAUGUGUCUCCUUUGGCUCUGUACAAAGGCAAGAAGGAAAGACCAAGAUCAUAAAAUUUGACAAUGGAAACACAAUAAUAAAUUUUCAUAUUCUAAAAAAAAAAAAGGAACAUUGAACAUAGCCUAGAGUGCAUGUCUUUGAUCUCAGCACUCCAGAGGUAGAGGCAGGUAGAUCUCUGUCACUUUGAGGCCAGCCUGGUCUACAAAGUGAGUUCCAUGACAGCAGGACCAUGCCAUGAAAAACUGUUUUAAGAGGGGAAAAGGGGAUGGGGAGGAGGGGAAGAACAUGGCUUGCUUGGAUUUUUAUCUUCCUGGAAAUAGUUCUCUCAGACUGGCUAUCUCUAGGCCAGGCUCACAGUCAAGCUACGAGGCCCCUUGAUGUCAUCCAAGCCUCCUCUUUACUUUUUCCUGUGGUGGAACUUAUUUCCUGGACUCAUACUUUGUUCAUUCUUCCUUCACACCCUUGUUUGGUAAGUGUAUCUUCUGAUGUCUUUUCAUGAAAGGAGGCAUAGGAGGUCAAUUCUUGAGACUAAAGACAACAA
Messenger RNA from Rattus norvegicus (Norway rat), 3060 nucleotides. Lineage: Eukaryota; Metazoa; Chordata; Mammalia; Rodentia; Muridae. The record is from RefSeq and is a predicted model, not a curated record.